AUGUCAGGAGCCGCGGAUCGCGAAGCUGUCUUCCCAACCCGGCAGUCGCUGGGUAUCAUGAAGGCAAAGCUCAAGGGAGCAGAGACAGGGCACAGCUUAUUGAAGAGGAAGAGCGAAGCUUUGACAAAGCGUUUCAGAGAGAUCACGAAACGAAUCGACGAGGCGAAGCGAAAAAUGGGACGAGUGAUGCAGAUUGCGGCAUUCUCUCUGGCUGAAGUUACUUAUGCGGUGGGCGGUGACAUUGGCUACCAAGUCCAGGAAUCUGCCAAAUCCGCUCGAUUCCGUGUCCGAACAAAGCAAGACAACGUCUCGGGUGUUUUACUCCCAGCCUUCGAAAGCUAUCUCACCGAAGGCAACAACGACUUUGGGCUGACAGGCUUGGGCAAAGGAGGACAGCAGGUGCAGCGAUGCCGAGAGACGUACGCCAGAGCUGUGGAAGCGCUUGUCGAACUUGCCAGCUUGCAGACUGCGUUCGUGAUCCUGGACGAGGUCAUCAAAGUGGUGAACAGGCGCGUCAAUGCGAUUGAGCACGUUAUUAUUCCUAGGACCGAGAACACUAUCAAGUACAUCAACUCUGAGUUGGAUGAACUCGACCGCGAGGAAUUUUACAGAUUGAAGAAGGUUGCAAACAAGAAGCAACGUGACACUGCCGCAGCAGAUGCCGAGAUGAAGGCAAGGCGAGAAGCAGAAGCCGCCACGCAACACGGAAAGGCGUCGCAGCAGGAUGAAGGGAAAGCUACAGACGUCCUUGGUGCAGGUGAUGAUGAAGAUGUCAUUUUCUAG
This is a messenger RNA of Fusarium sp. VM40, 783 nucleotides long. Lineage: Eukaryota; Fungi; Ascomycota; Sordariomycetes; Hypocreales; Nectriaceae. The record is from the annotation of a GenBank genome assembly.